AUGGGAAUUUCAUCGAGUGGUUUUGUUAGGAGGAAGGCCUUGGAUUGCCAAAAUAAUGAUGGUUUUCUCAAGUAUUUGGGGAUUAAGCUUCCAGACACACGGUAUUCCUGGUUUAAUGAGAGAACAACCCUUAAAGAAUGCCAAAAUGUGUGCUUGCACAAUUGCACUUGCAUCACAUAUGCAGCAUUGAAUAUAAAUAGUGGAGAAGUAAGUGGAUGCUUACUUUGGUUUGGUGACUUGAUUGAUAUUAAAGAAGAUUUCAAUGAAAAUGGGCAAGACCUCUACAUAAGGAUGGCCUCCUCUGAGUUAGGAACAAUGAGAGAUAUCUUUAAACAAGGUGGCAACAAUGAAAGCCUGAAUAAAGAUUUAGAACUACCACUGUUUGAUUUUGGUACAAUAAUGAAUGCUACCAGUUACUUUUCAGCAAGCAAUAAGCUUGGAGAGGGUGGCUAUGGCACUGUCUACAAGGGACUUCUUUAUCUUCAUCAAGAUUCAAGAGUAAGAAUUAUCCACAAGGAUCUCAAAGUUAGCAAUGUUUUGUUAAAUGUUGUCAUGAGGCCGAAGAUAUCAAACUUCGACAUGGCUAGAAAAUAUGCAAUUGAUUGGCAUUUCUUAGUAGAAUCGGAUGUAUUCAGGUUUGGUAUUUUGGUUCUAGAGAUUGUGAACAGGAAGAGAAAUAAAGGAUUCUUUCAUCCAGAUCAUAACCUCAACCUUAUUGGACAUGCAUGGAUGGUGGAUAAAGAAGGCAAGUCCUUGGAUCUACUUGAUGAAGCUGUAAGGGACUCUUGUCAUGUAUCUGAAGUGUUGAGAUCAAUUCAU
This is a messenger RNA of Camellia sinensis, 819 nucleotides long. The record is from RefSeq and is a predicted model, not a curated record. NCBI's taxonomy places the organism in Eukaryota, Viridiplantae, Streptophyta, Magnoliopsida, Ericales, Theaceae.